GUCGUCAAACACGGUCUUUCGAGUUUGAUAUAUUACAUACAGCGCUGCACUUACCUUAAUCUGAAAUAUUGUGAAUGAGGACUGUUAAAGAAGCUUUUAUUUAUUUCCCACGUUUAUUCUUUGUGAUUGGCUGUAAACAAUCUUUUAAAUCACCGACUUGACCCAAUAAAAUUCGAGACUCGUCGUUCACAUUCAUCAGUUGAUAGCUGCGUCCCACAGUGACACAAAGUAUUCAGAGUAGUGGAAGGAAAAUGAAGUGGCUUGGCUUACUCCUCUUCGUUACAGCAGUGUUUGGAGCAUCAGAAAAUCCUGACGAGAAUGAGGGCGUCCAUGACCCAGAUCUGUUUGAGGGAGACAUGAUUCUUUCAAGCGAGCAGAUUAGGAGGGCUAAGAAUGGAAAAGAUGUUGAUAUUUCCCGAAAAAGAGGCGCAUCCAGAUUCAGAAUGUGGCCCGAUGGAGUCGUUCCUUAUGUCAUCGAUCAAAGUCUCAGGGUCGAUUCCCGAGCUGUGGACGCUGCUAAUGCAGGAAUGGAAGAAUGGAUAAUGAAAACAUGUAUCCGCUUUCGAGAAAGAACAACUGAGCGAGAUUUUGUCAACUUUACAUCUGGCGGCAACGUACGGGGAUGCUCAUCAUAUAUUGGAAGAAUCGGAAGCGGUCAAGACAUAAAUCUUGGUCGAGGAUGCUGGACCAGGGGAAUUGUUGCUCAUGAAAUUGGGCAUGCAAUUGGGUUCUACCACGAACAGUCUCGUCCCGACAGAGAUGAUCACAUCACAAUACAGCCCGAAAAUAUCAUCCAGGGUUUCGAGUCCAACUUUUUAAAGUAUAGCCAUUCGAGGAUUGAUUCCCUCGGAACCUCAUACGACUACGGAAGUUUGAUGCAUUAUGGAAGCAGAGCAUUCUCCAGGAAUGGACUACCAACCAUUGUGGUUAAGACUCCAGGGGUCACUAUUGGUCAGCGGCAAGGUUUAAGUCCCAUUGAUGCACAGCAAGCAGAUCUUCUGUACCAGACAGAGUGCGCCAGCAGGAGAGAAGCGGGAGGAGGAGCGACCACUUUGCCACCAACAACUACUCAAAUGCCAACAACAUCAGGAACAACUACUUUGCCACCAACAACAACCCGGCUACCUCCAACGACAGGAAGUUGUCAGGACAGAGACAGCAGAUGUAGAUAUUGGCCCCGUUUCUUCUGCUGGUUCUACAGAUACGUCAGAGACAACUGCAGGAAAAGAUGCCGGCGCUGCUAAGCGGGAUAUGAAACCAGCAGCUUAAUUCUUGUCUAACGAGUUUAUUCAGCAAAGGAUCUAUUUUCGCCUUGUUCAUUUUAUUGUCUUCUGUUUUUUUGUUUUUCGUUAUUUAUUAGUUAAACUCUUAAAGGAACUACGAAGCGUGCGAAGGGCGUUUCUUAACACCCUUACCCCAUUUCAGACCUCUACAAUUACUGCAAAUCUCUGAUACACUACCUCAGCGGGGCAGAAGUGGCUUGAAGUUGCCUAAAAGUUUCAGUAUAGGCUUUAAAUUUUUCAAACCUAGUUUUGACAAAUAAACGUAGACAAUUUAAGGCUAGAAUGCAAAAAAUACCUUAUUUCAGACCAACACGAUUUUGUGUAACUGGGGCGACAAGCUAAAGGUUCAUUGAUACUUAUAGGAAGAUGAA
This is a messenger RNA of Orbicella faveolata, 1654 nucleotides long. Its product is annotated as zinc metalloproteinase nas-15-like. Lineage: Eukaryota; Metazoa; Cnidaria; Anthozoa; Scleractinia; Merulinidae. The record is from RefSeq and is a predicted model, not a curated record. Gene Ontology annotation, molecular function: zinc ion binding; metalloendopeptidase activity. Gene Ontology annotation, biological process: proteolysis.